UUGUGAUUGUGUGAUUGUCGUGAUUAUGCCCGAGGCCGUCUGUAACUUACGCCUUUCAGGUGGCGGGGAAGGAAAUGUGGAGGCACUUUAGCACUGUAAAGCUUAAAAUUCCUCUUAUCGCGCUUUAGGAGAUUUUGAAUUUCCCCUCUUGAAGGAGUUACUCCGCUCAACGAACUCCUUAAGGGCUGAAUCUGACCAGCAAUGCAACGGGACACCCCUUCUCAAACAAAUCCAAUGAAAAACCUUUCUUGAAGCUGAAGAUCAAACGAUCAUCUCUAGCCAAACUUCAUCGCUCUCAUGUCGAGAUCAAGACCGGAAGAAAUUCAACCUGAACAUACCCCACACAAAAGUGCAGGUACUUGGAUCAUAAAAGAUUGCAUUGAUGCUUUGAUACAUGCUGUUCAUGUCGUGGCAGAAUCAAUUGCUUUGCUCUUGGGCAUGCAUUUUAUGCUCAUCUUACAUCUCGUUCAUCUAGUCGCAAGUACUUCAAUUCAAGGUGCAAGCGAUACAGGCACCGAACAACAAAAUAGACAAGAUACCAAUACAGAACCACAAAAUCGACGCAAUAGAAUCAGAAGACCGGAAUUGAAUCGUGCAAAUAGAAGAUUGACCUUCGAAGCAGGUGCAUCAUUGCAUCUACCAGCAUUAGGACCAAGGCCGAUACACGAAACAGUUCCUCCAAUCCGUCAACCGUUACUACACAAAAUCUUGGCAUCGAUCGACGAAUUUUGCAGUGCAUAUAUCGACCCUUGCUGUGUAAAGAUUCAAAAGAUGGCCAACAUCUUUGAGCAGAAGGGCGGUUAUGCCGGCAGGGUAUUCUCAAGCCUUCGUCGGUCAGAAUUGAAACUCAGUCCAUCAAAUCUCGACAAGCUUCCACCAGAGAUUGUCACACACAUUCUCUUACUUGCUGCAACGCCAAACACUCCACAAGCAAUACCGACAAAGAUUGCCCUUCUCUCUAAAAGAUAUCAUCGAAUGAUCACUUCGCGGUUAUACGCAAACGUGCAUUUAUCCAAUCCUACCGUGUUUAGACGAUUUCGGAUGACGCUUGCUGUACACAAUCCAUCAUUAGGUCAACAUGUACGAUCUCUGGCAGUUGCGUCAAAGGAGUUUGAUUCAGACGGAUAUAUGCCGGAUCAAGUAGCCGAACAUGUUACAUUGGGUAUCGGAAUCGAACAAAUUCUGUUGGCCUCGCCUAAUCUGCAACAUUUGUUCUUGGAUCUGUUUUCGUUGGCUUCAUUGUUCAACGGGACAGCAUCAAGAUUAGAAAAAGGUGCAUUACCAAUCUCGCUAAACACAGAAUUUAGCUUACCGCAAUAUCUCACCUUGCCAACAUUUGCAAAUCUCAAGCACGUUGAAUUGACUGUUUUUGGAUUGGAUAACAAUGCAGUAGAAUGGUUCCGUCAAGUAUUACCCCGGUUACAAAGUCUCACGAUUAGAUGGGUCACUCGCCGUCAUGGUGGAGUAGCUCUAGGAAGUGUAUCUGAAGAAGACGAUUGGGAUGUAGAUGAUGAUUCCGAUCUAAGCAAUGAUGAACGUACCGAUUGGCAAGAAGGCGGGAAACGUCAUGGCGACUUUAUGAUGUUUGUAGAAGCGAUCGAUUUACUGAGACGAUGGCCGUAUCACAAUGGUCAAAGGGAAGGUCAACAGCUCAAAGCGGUAAGCGUGCUCGCAUGGCCAAAGGCAUAUCGCGAAUUGAAGAAGCAUUACUCAAAGACAAAGGAUGUAUAUGUAGAAGGGGAAGAGAGUAUAUGGGACACAAGCGGUAAUGAGCGUAUGUGGAACAAGAGCCUUCCGUCGGGGAUGCAUUACGAUGUGGAAGAUGAGACAAAUAAUGACUCCGUACCAUCUACUCCAGGUUAUUUCGAUCAAGAUCGUCAACCUUUUGAGCAAUUCACCACACCCUCAUCCAUUCAGACUCCAAUCACGCCGAACGCAUCUUUGCAACCUGCAAGAUUGCGUAUUGGCAAAGAUCAUUCCUUUUCGUCUGGUCCUAGAAGAGGUCCAUUGAAUGAUUGGACGUAUAAACAACAAGUCAAAGCCUGGUCAUCAUAAAGUUUUGUAUUUUCUUAUCGUUUUAGGUUUCUUUCUGUAGCAUAGAUUUCUUGAAUAAUAUAAAGAUUUUGUGUCUCAU
Molecule: messenger RNA, 2134 nt
Organism: Meira miltonrushii
Lineage: Eukaryota; Fungi; Basidiomycota; Exobasidiomycetes; Exobasidiales; Brachybasidiaceae
Exons: 1
Coding region: 298-2055 (585 amino acids)
Source: RefSeq, a predicted model, not a curated record